AUGUCACUCUUAGGUCCCUUGACCAGAAAACUCCUUGGAGGGGUACCCUUGAAAAUCGAGACCAUGGUCGUCAAUAUCGGGAGGCCACGGGUUCCAACUAGGCUUGUUCCUGGUCCUGACUUGUACGGCGGUCCGCACGCGGUUUUGAAGAUAGAACGGAUGGAGAGGAACGAAACAUGGAUUAUCGAUACAACAGGUUGUCAAUAUGGAUUCCGAGAUGUGCUUGUUCCAUUCGCCAAGUACUUUAUUGACAACGAAUGCCGGAUAUUGGACGGCCCUCGGGUUUACGACGCAUGCGAGACAAAGGAGCUAGACUACUUGUCAACCCUUCAUAUCUUCAACAAGACAAAAGCACAACGGCAAGAUAUGCGACUAGAACGGCUGACCCGUCACCAUUUUGCUGUCUUCGUUUAUAUGAGUGUGCAUGAUAACUUCCUUGUGGACUCUGGCGCCAGCUACAAGAGAAAGAUUGAUCGCUUCGUCAAUGAGCUCAAAACUCACAUGGUUGAUUCUAUGAGGAAGGCAGGUGACAAUUUUGAAGAUUCUGAAGAUGAUUGA
This is a messenger RNA of Penicillium roqueforti, 558 nucleotides long. RefSeq lists its product as uncharacterized. The coding region runs from base 1 to 558 and encodes 185 amino acids. The transcript is spliced from 2 exons. NCBI's taxonomy places the organism in Eukaryota, Fungi, Ascomycota, Eurotiomycetes, Eurotiales, Aspergillaceae. The record is from RefSeq and is a predicted model, not a curated record.